AUGAAUAAAAACAAAUGUACUCUUUGCAAGGAACGAAAUGGAAAUACGCGAUGUGAAGGAUGUAAUACUUUAUUCUGUUUACCAUGUAUGAACAAACAUCAUGAUGAACUUGCGCAGCAAUUCCAAUUAGUAAUGGACGCCCGAAAUGAAGUCAAACAAACACUUGAUAUUCAUGGCCUGUCAGCGUUGAAUGAAGACUCAGUAGCGUACCUGAAGAAAGUCAACGAAUGGGAACAAGAUAUGAUCCAGCGAAUUCAAGCUAUAGCGGCGAAAGUUCGGACGGAUGCGAAUGAGAUGAUGACGAAGUAUAUGGAAGAUCUGUGUGUGCGAUUUCAACAACUGUCGGAUGAUGUGCAAGAACAACAAAAACAAGGAAGCUAUUUCGAGGAUGAUAUUGAGAGAAUGAAGAUAGAAUUAACCAAAUUGAAGAAUGAUAUCGAAAAUAUACAGACCAAAGUUCGAGUUGAUUAUUCUAAAGCAAAUCAAAUUGACUGGGAUACGCUGAUAUCUAUUAUGCAAGACGAAGUAACGAAUGAAGCCAAGCCAACACUAACGCCAGAUGAUACAGCAUCAAACAUUGUACAGGUUCGGGUGCUCAAUGGCAACGGCGCAUCAAGCACUUCAGCUAAAUUUAAUUUUAACCAACAUGCAGAUCGGUUCGGCAGAUGUACGUGUUCUGCAAACUAUAAUAAUGGUUUAUUAUCUCGUGGUGUUUGUACAGAAUGUGAUCGAAACUCCCAACUAUCUACAUUCCCUUAUAGUGAUGACUUUUACUCAUCCAUGCAAGAUACAUAUUCGCCAAGACUCGAUCCUAGCCAAACACUACUGAUGCACUGUCCGCAUUGCAAAAAUAUGGCCUUCAUGGAGCGUAUUCCAAACAGUUUUGAUUAUCAAUAUAAGAAUACAUCUGAAAUGAAAUGCCAAUUGUGUAAUGAAAAGAAGGGUAGUACAAGAUGCGAAGGAUGUGAUAUGUUACUCUGUUUGGUGUGCAUGACGACACAUCAAACUGAACUCAUGGAACAAUUUCAACAAUUGCUAAAUAUGAGAAAUGAAUUGAAAGAGUCGAGUGAUUUAGCAGAGAAGGUUUCGCAAGAUCAGACGAAACUAUCCUGUUUUAUCGAGAUCAACCGUUGGGAACAAGAUUCGAUUGUGCAUAUUCGAGAAGUUGCCAAUAAGAUUCGAUCGAAUAUCACGAUAAUCAUGACAAAGAAUCUCGAAGAUAUCCGUACGCAGUUAGAACAAUUGUCUGUUACCAUGCAGCAACAACAGAAAGAAGAGAAUUAUUUAGAAAAUGAACUCACAAAGAUCAAGGCACAACUGACACAAUUGAAAGAGACAAUCUCGCAUGUCAAUGAGAAAAUCCACGUGGUAAUAGCCAAUAAUAUCAAUUGGGAUACAUUGAUUCAUGUUAUGCAAGAUCAAGAUUUGAUUGAGUUGGAUUGCAAUCGAAAUAGACUUCAAUAUAGACGAAAGGAUUUAUCGAAUAAUCGAAUAACUACCAAUCAACAUUGUUUUCAUGAGAGAUCUGCUUUUCGGCCGACGAAUACUCUACGCUUUAAUUCAAAUGGUUUCACACCAUUUCGUCCAAUCACUCCAGUUAAUUUGAACGAAACUGACGCGUCAGAUUCUGAAAGAACUUCACCAGUAUUAACAAAUAUUGUACCUGUCGAUAAAAUAGUCCCUAUGCUAACAAAUUCCGAACAGCCAUUUUCCUGGUCAACAAGGAUUCAAAAUAGGCAAACUAAUUCAUAG
This is a messenger RNA of Adineta ricciae, 1752 nucleotides long. Lineage: Eukaryota; Metazoa; Rotifera; Eurotatoria; Adinetida; Adinetidae. The record is from the annotation of a GenBank genome assembly.